This is a messenger RNA of Astyanax mexicanus (Mexican tetra), 1606 nucleotides long. RefSeq names its product protein Z, vitamin K-dependent plasma glycoprotein b (gene prozb). Lineage: Eukaryota; Metazoa; Chordata; Actinopteri; Characiformes; Acestrorhamphidae. The record is from RefSeq and is a predicted model, not a curated record. Bases 253 to 1530 code for a protein of 425 amino acids. Gene Ontology annotation, cellular component: extracellular region. Gene Ontology annotation, biological process: proteolysis; blood coagulation. The transcript has 8 exons. Gene Ontology annotation, molecular function: calcium ion binding; serine-type endopeptidase activity.
AUAUAACCAAACCACCAAAUGUGUGUAGUUUUGUGUGUGUACGUGCAUGCAAACACACACACACUCAAACACAAUCUAUAGCCUAGCCUGUGGAGGGUGUGAAAGCCUUUGGGUUUGAUCCUGUGUUCAUGAACCAGUGGAAAACAUAUCUAGGGAAGAAAGUGCCACCAAGAGUGGGCGGUGGAGAUCAGAGAACAAGACAAAAGCGUGGGUCUGUGAACGAUAUUGUCCUGCAGAAUUUAUCUGAUCGUGAUGGAUUUACGAACGUGGAAUUUUCUCCUGUUGGUGCUGCACAGCAAUUACCUCCUGACUAACACUGACCAAACAGUUUUCCGGACUCGAUUACUAGCCAGCACCAUCUUCCAGCGGGCUAAACGUGCCAACACCUUUCUUGUGGAGGAGAUCUUGCAGGGCAACCUGGAAAGAGAGUGUUUUGAGGAGAGAUGCAGCAAGGAGGAGGCCAGGGAGGUCUUUGAGGACAACCAGAAAACGGAAGAUUUCUGGACAAUAUACUAUGAUGGAGAUCAGUGUAAACCGCAUCCUUGUGAACAUGGUGGUACCUGUAAAGACAAGAUAGGAGGCUACAGCUGCAUCUGCACAGACACCUACAGUGGCAUCAACUGUGAAAAGGAUGUUUCCGAAUGCCCUUCUGGAGGCCCUUUGGCUUGUGAACACUACUGCAAACCCAUGCAUGGAUCCUUCCGAUGUUUCUGUGCCAAAGGCUACACCCUUCACAGCGAUGGGAGGAGCUGCGUCCCUCAGGUUCAGAAUCCCUGUGGGAAAAUGCAGAUCACCUCUGAAAGACCUGCCAGCCUGAACAGCAACCAAAAUGAUCCCAGCGACAAUGUCUGUCCUCAAGGGAAAUGUCCAUGGCAGGUAACAUUUGUGGAUGCUGAUGAUAAUGUGGUGUGUCAUGGCGUGAUCCUUGGAAAGAAGUCUGUACUAACAACAGCGGGAUGCAUGACAACAGAUAAACACCUGUACAUGGUCUUUGCAGGUCAACCUAAUGAAAAAAGAAAUGCUUCCCACGACACAACAUGGACUUUUCCUAAGCGGUAUUCAUCUGGCCAGCCUGAUGAUGACUUGGCUUUUCUGCAGCUGAAGCAGCCAGUCCCUCUGAGUCUGGACAUCAUACCCCUCUGCCUCCCAGAGAAGGACUUCAGUGAGAAUGUCUUGAUGAAGACUGACAGGGAAGGUGUGUUGGCCAACGGGGCCAGCCAUCCCUCAUACCUCUCACUGGAAGACUGCCAGGACAAACUCAACCUGACCUUCUCUUUGACCAAUAAGAUGUUCUGUAUGGAGGAGCGAGUACCUGCAGGGGGUAUGAGAUUACGUUCACAGCAGAGAAGGGCUCAGUGUGAUCUUAAGUCAGGGACUCCUGUAGCUACAGUGGAGGGAAAUACAGCUUUUCUAACUGGGAUGUCUCUAAUUCAAAGUGACUGUGAUCAGGGACUUGUGUUCACCAAAGUCUCCAGAUAUCUGCACUGGAUACGUCCACUCCUGCUCCGGUCAGAGGCAGAGAAGAGCUGACGUCUGAGGCCAGGAACUAAUAAAUGCCAAUAUUCCACACUUUUGUAACAAUAAAAUAAAAAAAACAUAAAAACUA